Sclerotinia borealis F-4128 is the source of this 702-nucleotide messenger RNA. NCBI's taxonomy places the organism in Eukaryota, Fungi, Ascomycota, Leotiomycetes, Helotiales, Sclerotiniaceae. The record is from the annotation of a GenBank genome assembly.
AUGAUUUGCUCCCGCUGCAUAAAACGAAGCAUCUUUUCGCGUCUACAAUCCCAAUCGCGCGCCUUCACCAGUACACCCUUCCUCUCCACCCCCCCUCCAACCCUACCCAGCACACCCAGCACACCCUCACCCAGCAGCCCUCUCACCACCAACCCCCCAACCACAACCACAACCGCAACCGCAACCUCCAGCAAACCCUCCCAACCAGCUCCGAAAGCAGCUCCAUUACCAACAUCGAGUACACCCGCUGGAACCAUAUUAAAAGGUCUAAACUUUUUCAAAGCAAAAGAUGAACCGGUGGCAAUGAGAGAAGAUGAAUAUCCAGAGUGGUUGUGGCAUUGUUUGGAUGUGAAGAAGGUGGUUGAUGGAGAUGAUGCUGAGGGUGGUGAUGAAUUUUCCAAAUCCAAAAAGCUCCGCCGACAAGCCGCCAAAACCAAGCGCAAGGCAACAGAACGCGCCCUGCUCUCCGGCGACCCAAGCCUACUCGAAGUCAAAGUGCCCAUCCAACAACAAUCGAUUGAUUUAGCAUCAGAAGGAGAAGAAGCGCUUGAUCAACGUGAUCAUUUGAAAAAGGCGAUGAGGACGGAGAGGAGAGCAAAGAUUAAGGAGGGUAAUUAUUUGAAGGAGACGAGGGAAGAUGAUGCGAAAGUCAAGGAGAUACCUAUAACAGAGACAGCUAGAGCUGUGAAGACAAAUCGCUAG